Cucurbita pepo subsp. pepo (vegetable marrow) is the source of this 1643-nucleotide messenger RNA. RefSeq names its product auxin transporter-like protein 2. NCBI's taxonomy places the organism in Eukaryota, Viridiplantae, Streptophyta, Magnoliopsida, Cucurbitales, Cucurbitaceae. The record is from RefSeq and is a predicted model, not a curated record.
GGCGGUGGCGGCGGCGGAGACGACGGUGGAUAUGGCGGAGAAUAGCAGCGAGUCAAACGACGUGAAAACGAAGCUCUCGAAGCUGUUCUGGCAUGGCGGCUCGGCUUAUGAUGCUUGGUUCAGCUGUGCUUCAAACCAGGUGGCUCAAGUUCUUCUUACGCUGCCAUAUUCAUUCUCUCAGCUUGGAAUGGUGUCUGGAAUUCUGCUUCAGCUCUUCUAUGGCUUGAUGGGAAGCUGGACGGCUUAUCUCAUUACUUCUCUUUAUCUCGAAUAUCGCCUCCGGAAGGAGAGACAAAAAGCCGAGUUUCGAAACCACGUCAUUCAGUGGUUCGAGGUUUUGGACGGGUUACUAGGAAAGCGAUGGAGGAACGUGGGUUUAGCAUUCAAUUGCACGUUUCUAUUAUUCGGGUCAGUGAUUCAACUGAUAGCAUGUGCCAGCAACAUAUACUACAUAAACGAGAAACUCGACAAGAGGACAUGGACGUACAUAUUCGGAGCUUGUUGUGCGACCACAGUGUUCAUUCCUUCGUUCCAUAACUAUAGAAUUUGGUCAUUUUUAGGUCUUGCAAUGACCACUUACACUGCUUGGUAUCUCACCAUGGCUUCCUUCCUUCAUGGCCAGGUUGAAGGAGUGAAACACUCGGGGCCGACCAAGUUGGUCUUGUAUUUCACAGGAGCCACCAACAUUCUGUACACAUUUGGGGGACAUGCUGUCACAGUGGAGAUUAUGCAUGCAAUGUGGAAGCCGGAGAAAUUUAAGGCCAUAUACUUGGUGGCGACGGUGUAUGUGCUUACAUUGACACUUCCAUCGGCGGCGGCGGUUUAUUGGGCGUUUGGAGAUUUGCUUCUAAGCCAUUCUAAUGCCUUUGCUCUUCUCCCUAAAUCUCCCUUUAGAGAUCUGGCUGUUGUUCUAAUGCUCAUCCACCAGUUCAUAACAUUUGGAUUUGCAUGCACGCCAUUAUAUUUCGUAUGGGAGAAAGCCAUAGGGAUGCACAAGUGCAAGAGUCUAUGCAAGAGGGCAGCAGCGAGAUUACCUGUGGUUGUACCCAUUUGGUUUUUGGCCAUCGUCUUUCCUUUCUUCGGUCCCAUCAACUCCGCGGUCGGUUCGCUUCUCGUUAGCUUCACCGUCUAUAUCAUCCCCGCCCUCGCUCACAUGUUCACCUUCAAAUCCGCUACCGCUAGAGAGAAUGCCGUAGAGAAGCCACCUAAAUUCGUGGGCAGGUGGGUGGGAGCCUUUACUAUUAAUGUGUUCGUAGUGGUAUGGGUUUUUGUAGUUGGGUUCGGGUUCGGUGGAUGGGCUAGCAUGACCAACUUUAUACGACAAAUCGACAAUUUUGGUUUCUUUGCCAAAUGUUAUCAGUGCCCACCUCCUCCUCCGCCAACGCAAAUGCGUAACUUUACGGUGGCUGCGCCGCCUCCACUCCACCACCAUCACCACCACUAACCGUCUUCUCAACUCCUUGGCUAGAUUUUGUGACGUUUUUUUUGCGAGCUACUUUCACAGCCAAAAUAGAUAAUCGAUAGGAUUCGUUUUCGUUUUCGUUCGUCUUUGACCAACCCCCACUUUGGUUCUUCUAUGUUCGACAUGUAGUUUCGAUUUAUAGAAGGCUCGGGGUCAAUUGUUGUGUUUUAAAAUAUAAAAA